AUGGUGCCAAAGGUGCCCCUAUACAUGAGACUGAAGGCAAAAGUGUACUUCUCUUCAAAUCAGUGUGGUUUGGCAAAAGACGACAUCGCUCAUUUUGGACACACUUUAGAAACCACUCUCCGAACUGGUGUUUACAAAAAUGCUUGCACAAAUCAGCAUUGGUUAAAUCUAAAAUGCUCUGUUGCUCAUAUUACAAUAACGUGCCAAAAGGUAUCUAGCCAUGGAAGCUCACUCCACGGACUUUCUGCACUAAGUAAGCGCAGUAUUACAGAGUUGCCCUAUACUAUGGUUGUUGCGUUCGAAUUACGAACAGAUGUGUCCAAAAAUGAAAUUGGAAACAAUAAUGUAUUGUUUAUUGAAGACUACUAUGCCGCAAGGGAGAGAUUAAACAACUUGUAUGAAAAGCUGGAAUAUGAUAUUGUUGUCGGAGACUUAAAACUCGAGGCCAUGCAACAUUCGAUACAAAUGCGAAUAUUGAGCGAUAGCCUUACAUCCUCGUUCGCUGAAGCGAUAUGUCCACCGGGUUACGCAGUAAACCCAUCCACCUUUUUAUGUGUUGGCUGUGGUGUUGGUAGCUUCUUUUCUGAGAUUACUGAUGCGUGUGAGAAGUGUCCCAAAGGAACGUACCAGGAUCAGGAAUCGAGUGAAACAUGUAAGGUCUGCCCAAAUGGUACCGCCUCUGUUUUAGUUGGAGCAACUUCGUCUUCGGAAUGUUUAGAAAUAGACGAAUGUUCAUCAGGUUUGCGAUGUUUGAAUGGUGGUGUAUGCAUCGAUGCAUUUAAUGAUUUUUCGUGCAUCUGCCCACCUGGCAGCACAGGUAAAAACUGUGAACUCCACGAUUGUGUUUCACACAAAUGUAUAAACGGCGGUACGUGUCAGCCUACUGUGAAUGGCCCGUAUCAAUGUAUCUGUGGACGGCAGUAUUCGGGGGAACAUUGUCAAUCUUAUAAUGUGAAUGGAUCAUGGUCUGCGUGGUCAUUUUGGUCAGCAUGUUCGAAAUUAUGUGACGAUGGCACUCAGCUACGUCAUAGGUCAUGUGACUGGCCGGAGACAGCCAAUGACGGUGCGCCUUGUAAGGGUCCAACCCUUGAACAAAGAUCAUGCAAACAGCAGCCUUGUGCAGAGUGCAGCACGCUGAUCGUUCCCGCAUAUGGGAUGUUGGGUUGUUCAACACCGGAAGAUACAGCAUAUGUUAAGAUGUGUGAGCUAUCGUGCCGCAGCGGAUAUGGGCUAAGUACUUCUAUUAUGGAUUCUUACCAGUGUGGACCAGCGACCCAUUGGUUAUGGCCUCAUCAGUCACCCGAUAAUCCACGUGCUGUCCUUCCCCAGUGUACAAAGCUCAGUGAAGAUGUCGCUCAAACGAGAGUUGAAUAUAAACAGACAUAUCACCUACAGUGUAAGGACAGAUACUUCAUCAUGAACCAAAUGACUGCCACGAUGAAGGAAAAAAGUCGUCACUUGAAGUGCUCGGAACGGAAUCUAUGCAACUUUAGUUCACCACAAUCUUACUGUAGAAAAUGGCAAACUGAGUUCACUGUUGGAGUAAGGGUGACAUACAGUGCAAAAUACAGUGAUAUAGUGGAACCCGAGCUCAAGGAACUAGCAGAGGAGGUGACGAGCAAAUUCAGUAAUGGUUCCCUAUUCCUAUUCGCCCUCGGUCGACGUGUAAACCCAGGAUCGAUUGAUUAUACAGUCAAGCAUGUCUGUAAAACAGGUCAUGUGAAACAAUACGCAGGCUACUAUUGUGUGCCGUGUUCAAAGGGCACCUACUAUGUAAGCCCUAGUAGAGGGGGACCAGCAUGUUUCCUAUGUGAGAGGAGUUUCUAUCAAUCACUGACUGGUUCCAACCAAUGUAUAAGAUGCCCCUUUAAUGGCACUACCAUAGGAAUGGGAGCCACGGCAGAACAUGAAUGUGUUAAUGCAAUGGUUGUUCCAAUGGCAGUUAGCGUGAUGAGUAGCUCUUUGAUUGCACUGUUCACUACAGCCGUGGGAUUAUCCCUGCUUUGUAUGGCUGCUUUUACAACUGCGUGUGUAGUUCGUCAACGUAGGAGAAGGAGGCGGAAUAGGCGAGAGAUGGAGGAGAGAGCAUCACGUGGUUAUUUCAGCAGGUCACGUGCAAAUUCGCGUCAGUUCACACCAACGCCGCUAUUGGAGCGUUCAAAUGACCCGCUCUUCAAUCAUGGCGCCCAAAACUCGCCAUGGACUCCACGUUCCCGGCGAAUCGCCCAUUAUAGCACAGUGCCUAAAUCGCCUAUGAGACCUAUGUUAGCAUUUAGUAAAAGUGACGCAGAGUAUCAGGAAGCCUUCACUGAGGUAUAAAA
Messenger RNA from Owenia fusiformis, 2321 nucleotides. The record is from the annotation of a GenBank genome assembly. NCBI's taxonomy places the organism in Eukaryota, Metazoa, Annelida, Polychaeta, Sabellida, Oweniidae.